AUGACUGGAUCUGAGAUGGCGAAGGAUAAGAAACAAGAAAUAGAAAUAACUCAGAAUUUGAAAGACUAUGAUUAUAUAGAUGCUCAAUCCGAGCAAUCGAGCAUAUUAAGCUACAACAAGCCAGUUCAUAUCCACGAGACAUCAGCAACGGCUGAUUUAUGCAAGACACAAUCGAAUAAAAAAGAUGAACCUAAUCUCGACAAUGCUGUUCCAUAUUCGCGUUUUGGUUCCUCCGAGAAGACGAUUCUCGUUUUACAAUGUGCCUUCACUGGAUUUUUCUCAACCAUUGCAGGUGCCAUCUACUAUCCUGUCCUAUCAGAAAUUGAGGAAAUAUUCCACAUCUCGGAAGAAUCUGUCAAUAUAACAGUGGUGGUCUACUUUAUCUUUCAAGGUAUUUCUCCAAGUAUCAUGGGUGGACUAGCUGAUACAAUGGGAAGACGUCCCAUUGUUUUAUGUUCCAUAGCCGUGUACUUCUGUGCUUGCAUUGGGUUGGCAUGCUGUCAAACCUACCCUCAAAUUGUUGUCCUGAGAUGUCUCCAAGCGGCAGGUAUAUCACCAGUUAUUGCUAUCAAUAGUGGUAUCAUGGGUGAUAUCACUACGAGAGCAGAAAGAGGUGGGUUUGUUGGUUAUGUUUCUGGAUUUCAAGUUAUGGGCAGUGCAUUUGGGGCAUUGAUUGGGGCUGGUAUCUCUAGUACUUGGAGCUGGAGAGCAAUUUUUUGGUUUUUGGCCAUUGGUUCUGGUAUCUGUUUGAUCAUAUCCUUCAUUAUCUUACCUGAAACAAAAAGAACUAUUGUUGGUAAUGGUUCUAUCAUUCCAAAAUCAAAACUUAAUAGAGCUCCAAGUUUAAUGGUUCCAUAUUUAAGAAAGAAAUUACAUUUAGACAACCCUGAUUGGGAAACCAUGGAACCAAAGAUUCAUUUAAAUUUUUUUGCUCCAUUUGGUAUAUUGAAAAAUACUGAAGUUUUCAUAUUAUUAUUUGUUUCUGGUUUACAAUUUGCCACGUAUACCACACAUCAAACAGCAUUAUCUACUGUAUUGAGCAGUAAAUACCAUCUUACAGUAGCUAAAAUCGGACUUUGUUAUUUACCAUCAGGUAUCUGCACAUUAAUUAGUGUUGUUACCUCUGGGAGAUACCUUAACUGGACUUAUAGACGUCAAAUAGCUAGACAUCAAACUUGGUUAAAAGAACAAGAAGCUAUACUCCUGGAACAAUAUAACAAUGACAUUGUUGAAGUGAAAGAUAUUAUGGAGAAUAAUCCAAAAUAUACAUUUAAUAUCUUCAAAGCCAGAUUACAGCCAGCAUUUUUUACUUUAAUUCUAAGUGCUUCUGGAUUUUGCGCAUUCGGAUGGUGUCUUAGUGUCAAAGCUCCAUUGGCAGCCGUUUUGGUGACGAGUGGAUUUGGAUCCUUAUUUUCCAACUGUAUCCUAACUUUCUCAACUACUUUAGUUGUGGAUCUAUUUCCAACAAAGGCCUCUACGGCCACAGGCUGUUUGAAUUUAUUCAGAUGCAUAAUAUCAGCUAUUUACAUUGGGUGUUUAAGUAGGAUGGCUGAUUCAAUGACAUACGGUGGUGUUUUUACUUUCAUGUCGGCAUUAGCAGCUGUAUCUUCGACAUUACUUUUUAUUCCAGUUGGUAAUGGGAAAAAAUUGGCAUUGAAAAGAAGAAAGCAGGAACAGAAAGCCUUGCAACCCAAACAAGAAAAGGAUUCAGCAGUCUAA
Messenger RNA from Naumovozyma castellii, 1719 nucleotides. Its product is annotated as MFS transporter. The record is from RefSeq and is a predicted model, not a curated record. The transcript has a single exon. Lineage: Eukaryota; Fungi; Ascomycota; Saccharomycetes; Saccharomycetales; Saccharomycetaceae. Bases 1 to 1719 code for a protein of 572 amino acids.